AUGCCUCGGGGACAUCGUGCCACCAGUAGCGCAGGCCACAGCAUGGGACAGCACCCCUACACCCUGGCUCCGUCACCCAUGUAUACGCCACGCAUGGCAACACAAAAUAAUAAUGGCCACUUCAACUUCAACAGCAUGCCCUCCUCGGAUAUGCAUCUGGGCACACAACAGCAGCCUCUACCCAGCACAUUCGACAGCUUCCAGACUAUCUCUUCGUCUGCACCGGCCAAUAUCCCUUUGCCAGCGUCACAUCGCCCAAGCUCAGGAGCAUGGACCAUACAAGACGAUCAAAACCUCAUCGCUGCUCGAGCACAAGGGCUGAACUGGUCUCAAAUCAAGGAUGCCUACUUUCCCAUGAAAACCGCCAAUGCCUGCCGAAAGCGACACGAGCGUCUGCAGGAGAGAAGAGACGCUGACGACUGGGACAACCGCAAGCUCCAAAAGCUGGCGAGAGAAUACAUGUCUAUGCGAAAGGAGAUCUGGAGUGGCCUUGCUGCCAAGACGGGCGAGAAGUGGAUGGUCGUUGAGCAAAAGUGUAUGGCGAAUGGCCUCAAGAACCUCCAGAGCGCGGCGAGGGCCGGCGCCAGACAUGAGCGUCUCCAACAGCAGCACGCGGCGGCAACGAACAGCAUGACAGGGUAUGAAAACGACGACAGCGGUGUGAGCGGCAUCAGCGGGUUGACUCCUGUGGAUGAAGUAGACGUCGGAAGCGAGAACUUCAGCAGCGGCAGCAGCAGUAGCCACAGUCCCGACCGGCGCAUCCACCACCAGCAUGCCGCGUCGACGAGCUCAUUACCCUACCUUCAGCAACACCAGGAACAUCACCAUCCUCGUCAUCAGUACCGGCAAGUUGUGAACGCUGGGUUUGCGGGGUAUGGCAUGCAUGGAUACCAGGGACAGCACCGGUACUCGAGCAGUGUGAGCUCGACAGCGAGUGCAGCGCAGGGGUUUGGUGGUAGUGAGGACGAGAGUUCGUACAUGCCAGGUCAACGGCUGCCGAGUGUGGACAUGAACAUUGAGGCGAUUAUCAAUCGACCGAGUAGGGUGUAA
Molecule: messenger RNA, 1050 nt
Organism: Emericellopsis cladophorae
Lineage: Eukaryota; Fungi; Ascomycota; Sordariomycetes; Hypocreales; Bionectriaceae
Product: myb family transcription factor
Exons: 2
Coding region: 1-1050 (349 amino acids)
Source: RefSeq, a predicted model, not a curated record